This is a messenger RNA of Pteronotus mesoamericanus, 8374 nucleotides long. It is a transcript of the gene MAN1A2, whose product is annotated as mannosidase alpha class 1A member 2. The record is from RefSeq and is a predicted model, not a curated record. The transcript is spliced from 13 exons. Bases 737 to 2659 code for a protein of 640 amino acids. NCBI's taxonomy places the organism in Eukaryota, Metazoa, Chordata, Mammalia, Chiroptera, Mormoopidae. Gene Ontology annotation, cellular component: extracellular exosome; Golgi membrane; endoplasmic reticulum. Gene Ontology annotation, biological process: carbohydrate metabolic process; mannose trimming involved in glycoprotein ERAD pathway. Gene Ontology annotation, molecular function: calcium ion binding; mannosyl-oligosaccharide 1,2-alpha-mannosidase activity.
GCCGUGCGGUAGCAACAGCGGCAACGGCGGCGGCGGCCGGGAGGGCGCUGGUACUUGGGACGCGGAUGCCCUUCGCGCCAGCCGUCCAGUGGGCAGCGUCGGAGCUCUGCCCGGAGCCCGGAGCCGGGGGCCGCGUCGGGAGGCGCGGGCGUCGGAGACCUGCCACUUCGCCCAGCGCCGCUGUUUGGGCUUUCCGGCGAGGUGGGAGACCGCCCUCCCUGUUGGCCGACUUCCGAGGAGACCCUGAUUUUUCCAUCACUGAGGCUGAGCGGUUCUGGAAUCGGAGCAUAAGAGGAGGAGAAGUGAACCUUCUGUAACUCUUCGGAUCUGGCCAGGCUCUGGUCAACCCUUCGCGGGCGGGAGAUCACAUUGGAGCAGCCACUGGGGUGCAGGAAUGGAAGAACCCACCUUGCAUCUUUCCUGCGGUGUUGCUUGCCCGAUCCACCUUUACGAAUGAGGAGGACACUUUUAAGAAUCCCGAUGAAAUCCUGAAAGCCAAAUGGCAAAGAAGAUACCACAGGACAUAAACUAGUGGUCGUUUGGGGGCCACACACGUUUCUGGAUGUAAUUGGACAAGCGUGGAAGAGGUGCCCUAUUUAAAAAGCACAACAAUCCCUUACGAGGAAAAAAAUUGAGUUUCCCCAUUUUUGCCAAGAUUUUUGAAGACUGUUCAAUGUAUUGUACAUUUGAUAUAAGAUGAGAGCUUUAUAAAAUAUUCUGUCCAAGAGCGUAAACGAUGACUACCCCAGCCCUGCUGCCCCUGUCUGGACGAAGGAUACCACCUCUGAACUUGGGGCCGCCUUCCUUCCCCCAUCACAGGGCUACCCUGAGACUUUCUGAGAAGUUUAUCCUCCUCCUCAUUCUAAGUGCCUUCAUCACCCUGUGUUUUGGGGCAUUCUUCUUCCUUCCAGACUCUUCAAAACACAAACGCUUUGAUCUGGGUUUGGAAGAUGUGUUAAUUCCUCAUGUAGAUGCCAACAAAGGGGCUAAAAACCCUGGAGCCUUCCUGAUUCAUGGACCCGAUGAACACAGACACAGGGAAGAAGAAGAACAUUUGAGGAAUAAAAUUCGAGCUGAUCACGAGAAGGCCUUGGAAGAAGCAAAAGAAAAAUUAAAAAAGUCAAGAGAGGAAAUCCGAGCAGAAAUUCAGACAGAGAAAAAUAAGGUAGUCCAAGAAAUGAAGACAAAAGAGAAAAAGCCACUGCCACCAGUCCCAAUACCAAACCUUUUAGGAAUAAGUGGUGGAGACCCUGAAGAUAAUGACAUAAGAAAGAAAAGGGAAAAGAUUAAAGAGAUGAUGAAACAUGCUUGGGAUAAUUAUAGAAUAUAUGGAUGGGGACAUAAUGAACUCAGACCUAUUGCAAAGAAAGGCCACUCCACUAAUAUAUUUGGAAGUUCACAAAUGGGUGCUACCAUAGUAGAUGCUUUGGAUACUCUUUAUAUCAUGGGACUCCAUGAUGAAUUCCGAGAUGGGCAAAAAUGGAUUGAAGACAACCUUGAUUUCAGUGUGAAUUCAGAGGUGUCUGUGUUUGAAGUCAACAUUCGAUUUAUUGGAGGCCUACUCGCAGCGUAUUACCUUUCAGGAGAGGAGAUAUUCAAGAUUAAAGCAGUCCAAUUGGCUGAGAAACUCCUUCCUGCCUUUAACACACCUACUGGGAUUCCCUGGGCAAUGGUGAAUCUGAAAAGUGGAGUCGGGCGGAACUGGGGCUGGGCAUCUGCAGGUAGCAGCAUUCUCGCUGAAUUUGGGACACUGCACAUGGAGUUUGUCCACCUCAGUUACUUGACAGGGGACCCAGUUUACUACAAAAAGGUCAUGCACAUUCGCAAACUACUUCAGAAAAUGGAUCGUCCAAAUGGUCUUUAUCCAAAUUAUUUGAAUCCAAGAACAGGUCGCUGGGGUCAAUAUCAUACAUCAGUUGGCGGGCUGGGAGACAGUUUUUAUGAAUAUUUACUGAAAGCAUGGUUGAUGUCAGAUAAAACAGACCAUGAGGCGAGAAAAAUGUAUGAUGAUGCCAUUGAGGCUAUAGAAAAACAUCUUAUUAAGAAGUCCCGUGGAGGCCUUACCUUUAUUGGAGAAUGGAAGAAUGGGCACCUGGAAAAGAAGAUGGGGCAUUUGGCCUGCUUUGCUGGGGGAAUGUUUGCACUUGGAGCAGAUGGUUCCAGGGACAAAGCUGGUCAUUAUUUAGAGCUAGGGGCGGAAAUUGCACGUACAUGUCAUGAGUCAUAUGACAGAACUGCAUUAAAGCUAGGCCCCGAAUCCUUCAAGUUUGAUGGUGCAGUAGAGGCUGUGGCCGUCCGGCAGGCUGAGAAGUAUUACAUCCUCCGUCCAGAAGUCAUUGAAACCUAUUGGUACCUGUGGCGAUUCACUCAUGAUCCAAGAUACAGGCAGUGGGGCUGGGAAGCAGCUCUGGCUAUUGAGAAGUAUUGCCGAGUCAGUGGUGGGUUCUCUGGGGUGAAGGAUGUGUAUUCCUCGACUCCCGCCCAUGACGACGUGCAGCAGAGCUUCUUUCUUGCUGAAACGUUAAAGUAUUUGUAUCUGCUGUUCUCCGGCGAUGACCUUUUACCUUUAGAUCACUGGGUGUUUAAUACAGAGGCUCACCCUCUGCCCGUGUUGCAUUUAGCCAACACCACACUUUCAGGAAAUCCCGCUGUUCGAUGAAAGCAGCUUCAGAAAGACCAUUCUCACCUGUGUUUUGUUUACAUGGACCACUGUAGAAGUUCAUCUGGAGUGGGGACUUCUGAAAACCUGAACCUCUUAAGUCAACUUGACAGGGUGAAACAUGACUCAUUCCCCAUGGACUUGUCAACUUGUAGAUAUCUCAACUUUGAAAUGAUUCCAUUUUAUACCUGACCAAAACAUAUUCCAGUAUGUGUAGGACGGAGACCUCAUGUGCUUUGAUUCUUAAGGAGAUGGUCACAUGAGAAAUGCCGGUUAUGACGAUACUGUUUUUAGAGUCCUGGAAUCUGGAGGCUAGACUUCCUAAGAAAAAGGCAAGAAUGUGGAGCAUCAAAGCAGGAGUUAGAGAUGGCCUUUGACACCAGUUUAUACUUGUCUCCUCCCAAAGUGGAGCAGCUCUCAAAUCAAAUAUGUAUGCAUUGUUUAGCCCUUUUUUUCUCCAUUUUUAAUAAUGGAGUGAACUAAAAUAAACAAGAACAAAUGAACAGUGUCACUGUAUCAGCAGCAAGAAGACCCGGAAAAGAAACAGAAGUACCUACCCCUGCCUGAAUUUUCAAGUUCCCCAUUGGAUGACCAGACUGGCAACCAUUUCAAAUCCCAAUCUAUUCCAUUGAAAUUUCUUAGUUAAAUUUAAUUUUCUCUGGGGGCAUGAUCUUACAAAGAAUAUUCUUCAAGUUUUGUCUCCAUAUGGAAUCACUGAAACUGUUUGUCAUAACCGCUACUUAUGAGCCUGGGUUUGGGAUUUUGUGCAUGUCGUGUUGGUAGCAUGACAAAAAGUGGGGGAAAUGCGCAGUUUGUUCCCUUGAAGCCUGUUCUAAGGGAAAGCAUUGGUUUUGUUGGUAGGAGAUUAUUUUUCCAAACCAGCAAAUCUACCAAGUAACUUUUAACCAUUUUAACCUCAUUAUAAACUUAGUAGAAUCCCUCAACUUACAACAUUACUUAGAUGGCUUGACAAAAUCCACUAUCAGCUCUGAAUUUACCUUGGUGAGCCAAAGUACUUCCACAGCUUAUUAAGUCAGAAACAAAAUACAUAGAGUGAAACUUCCUUAAGUAGUCUUUAUCUGAAAUGGGGAAAUGGGAUCCUUUAUUAUCUCAUCAGAUGAGUGAGCUUUUCAAAAAUAUUUUUAUGUAAAAAUAAAUUUAACUUUUAUUUUCUCCAAGAAUAUUUAUAGAAAUCCAAAGAGUUAAUCAAAGUAGCUGCAAAAUAAUUUUUGGUGAUAAAAGUGUGCUGCAAUUAAUCAUAUUACACUGAAUUUGGGAUACAAUAGCUAAAGGAUAUUCUCGUACCAUCAAUAGAUUUUGCAGUGAUAUUUCUUUUUAAAUAAAUUAAUAUUUCUUUAUAUUUGGGGGAAGAGUUUAAAUUUUAUCAAGAACUAUGUUGUAAGAUAAAUAUCUAAUGCUUACAAAUUUUCUGUCCCUUGAAUUUGUCACAGUGCAAGACACUUUUUCUUCUUUAUAUUUAAUACAAAAGCUUCCAUUGACAGUAAAAGUUGGGAGUAAUAUAAUUAGUCUAAUAUUUACUGUGCAAAUUUCAUGAAACAAUGUUUGUGCAAGAAACCCACCUUGGAAUUCUGAAGGCUUACUUCCUUAUUUAUCUAAUUGCUUUUCUUUUUAACCUUUCUUGGACAUGUAGUAGAUUUAAAUUGGAAAAAGAUUUAUAAAUAAAUAUAAUUGAAUAUUUUCUAAGGGCGAUCAUUUAACCUCACAAAUAGUCAAAAAAUCUUCACAUUCAGCAAAUGCUCAAUAAUGAUAACUACCCCAAGAUUGUUUAGUAUACAUAGAAAACAAGUAUGUGGCCAGUUGCAUUACUUAAGUCUUAAAGAGAGUUAAAUUUUAGCACGUAUUUUGAAAUUGUAUUAUCUUUUACUACUUGAAAAUAAAAAUUUUAAGUGAGACGUGUAGAUGACUGUAACUUCAGAAGAGAAAGGGAAAGAAAGUACUUGGUUCUCAAAAACAAGUGGAAAACCUGGGUGGGCAAGGACCCAGAAAAGCUGUGUAGAUGGCAAUGACCCCUCCCUCACUUUAUUUAGAAGAAUUCAGAGUAAAGGGCCCUUCUGGGCUCCCCGGGAACUCCUCGAGGAGUAAGACACAACCCUCACUCCUAAGUGCUCUGUUGUAUUUCUCAAGUGACUGGAACUUAAAAGAAAGCAGACAAAUGUACAAGCCUGGCCAGUUCUGGAACAAGCACAGAAUUUGAGAGGGACAGUGGAAGGGUCUUCCUCACCACCCCCCUACCUUCUUUGUAAUGAUGAGACAACUAGAGCUUAAAAUAAUGCUUCCAUUUUUUCCUUCUGAAUACCAAAGGCAAUUAAAUUAAAGUCGGCUACAAGUGACUUGCCAGCAUCAUGUUUUAUUUUUGUUACGGAUUUUUAAAAGUAUUUCCUCCAAGAUCAAUCCUUAUGCCAUAUUCUGCUUAGUUUCCAAGACUAGUCUUUACUUUCUUCUGUUCUUGACAGUCCUUUGCAUUCUGUAGACCUAUUACUCAGGUUAAAUAACUUGUUACAUAUAUACAACCUUCUGCAAAGGGACUAGAUACGCUCCUUUCCCGGUGUCUCCUCAGAGUAGACACCUUACUUUGUGCCUUUGGCACAAAUAUGCAAAGUAGAUCAGUUGGUACAUUAAAAAAAAAAAAAAAAAAAAAGAGGUGGUUGAAUACCCCUCUAACUUCUACGUGUAUUUAUUUUACAAUUUUAGAAUCACACCAUUUUGUUCAAACCAGUAUAAAGUUGUCAAGGCCAAGAGAACGUGGCCCUAACCAAAAAGAAGGCUCAGUGCAGAAAAAUUAGUCCCCAGUUAGAGGGUUCUUCCUUUCCGGUGGGUGUAUGCUGUGUGGUGUCUCUCCGACACCAGCUUAUCCCUGUCUUUGAGCAGAUGUAUAUGUGUAACUGAGGACUGAAGGAAUGUAUUCCUUUUGUGGAAUAUUGACCCUGCUUUUCUGUGGUGUAGAUUUUAACCAAGCAGUUUGAAAUUCUGAUCUCAUCUCCACUCUCCAUUGCCAAAGUCUUUGUCAGAACUACAAGUAUGUUGAUAAAAGAUUGUGCCUGCCAUUCUUAUUAUGCAAUUUCUCCCAGACCCUGGAUUUCUUAUAGUGAACGCAGGAGUCAGCGAGAGAAUGAGUGAACAGCGUGAAGCGUCCACCCACGCUAGACAUUGCGUUGGGCACUAUCAGGCAUCAGAACGUUUUGUGAUUCCACUGGCGUUUUCUGUGAGAAUAGUUUGUACCAUUUUAAAUGGUUUCCAGUAUGAAUCAUGUUUCAAAAAUCUUAUAGUCCAUUGAAAUUACAGAGCAAAAGAAAUUGUUUAUAAUAUAUUUUAAACACUGUGUUACUGUAUAAUCCCAAGAGCUAUAAUUGUAGUUAGUAACUAAACUCUCAGAAAUGUCAAAGAAAUACUUGAUUUCUGAUGCAACAUGGGCUAAAAUAUUUAGAAAUAAAUGCAAACAUUCUUAUUUUGCUAUAUCACUUUAAUUGCAUAAUUAAAAAUGUUUUCUAGAAAUGCUGGCUAUUUUAUAUUCAGAAUUUUUUGUCACAUAAUUCAUGGGUAAAACUUGGAGUUGUAUAUUGUUUUUGCUCUGUGUCCCAGUAAUGGUUCCAUGCUGUUAAAUAUGAAGAAAAAUAUACUAAAAUAUUUCUAAGUUCCAAAUAAUAGUUCCUAGUAAUAGUACUUUAAAUAGUUAUUUUCCUUUAGGUUUUCUUACCCUUAAACUGGCUAGUUCAUAUCUUAUCCAUUCUUUACAUAGAUACAUACAUAAAUACAAUUUUACCCAUAGAGGUUUUCAACACCAUGUGUUUAUUCAUUAACAAACACAGUUGUUAACUGGUUUUGGCUGUACAAGUUCUAAGCAGAAUAUUUGGGUAACCAAAUAUGCUCUGGAGAUAUUUUAAUGGACUUGUUCUGGUUCAAGAACAUUGGUGAUGAUGAUUUUCUGUUACUUUAGCUCAUUCAGAUCAUGAUGGAGAUGUUCUUUUUGUUCUAUCAUGCCUCAGCAAGCUUUUCUGUAAAGGUUCAGAUAAAUAUUUUAGGCUUUGUGAGCUACCCUGUCUCUGUCUCUACUAUGCAGCUCUGCUAUUGAAACGUGAAAGCAGAUACAGGCAUUAUGUAAAUGAAAGGGCCUAGCUGUGUUCCAAUAAAACUUUAUUUACAAAAACAUGGAGGGCUGGAUUUUGCCCAUGGGUCACAGCUGUUAACAUUGAUCCCAAAGUUUACUUUGUGUAAGACCCUGUAGUCUUUGAUCUGUACCUUUUCACUGUAUUUGAGUUACACGAUUCAUUUUAAAGUAAAAAGAUGUGUGUAUGUACGAGUGUAUGUAUCUGUGUAACCUAAAGCUAUAUAUUUUGUUGUCUUGAAAAUAGAUAUACUCCUGGAGUCAGUCAUGGAACUGUCAUAGAAGAGGCAUAUUUUUUGCUCUUGCGGUGUGCUAUCAGCCAAUACCCUUACCUUGCCAUUCUGUGCCACAAUGCCAGAGUCCCCAUGUAAAAUGAAGUGAUUCAGUGGUGUCAAAAUAGUAAUUCUCUCCAAGUUCUGCCUGCUUAUUGACCUUUGGACCAGGACUCUGGAUUGCUGGGGCUGCAGAAUCCCUCCAUGAGUACUCUUAGAGCCCUCUGUUAGGAAUAGGACAAUUUCUGACCUUUGUCCUGCAGGAACCAAUCUUGAAAAUUCCCAGCAACAGAAAAUGGAUUAUGUGCCACAUGGCAGCCACUAUUACUUCUUUAGACUGCAGAAGGGUACUGCCCAUUCCCUCUAGAAAUGCCUGAACCUGAGGAGUGCAGAGAAAGGUGUAUCCACAAGGACAGUUCCCCCUCCUCUUCCCUUGCGUAACUCUCCCGAAACCCUUCACAAGUCACUAGCAUUAUUUCAGAAUUUCAGUAUGCAUCAUAUUUCAAUGAAAAUGUCUGUCGCAACCUUACACUUACACUGUUUAACAAGUAAUCCAUUUUAAACUUUGAGUUCAGUGGAACUCAUGAAGUGACCCCAUGUUACUAGUGUUGCAAUGCACAAUCAUCAUCCUUAGAGAUAAUAGAUUUUUUGCUAAAAAGUUUAUUGAAUAUUUCAUGGUUUUUGGAAAUUCUGGAGGAGGGGAAGCCUGUAUUCUGAGUGACAGGGAGCUGCCUUUCUAAGUCCAACAUCCUAUGCAGAUCACUCCAGCUCAGUGUGAAGUAAGCGUACAAAUACACAAGCCCACAUUAAUUUAUUACACACAGGAGUUGAAACAGUUGCAAAUGUCGCACAGCUCUUCGCAUGUCACAGAAUUCACCCGGACAGCGCCAGGAGCUCCAUGGAGACAAGCUUAGCUCUCGGGGAAAAUUAUUUUUUAGAAAAUUUAGAAAUUAGAUUUUGUUGGAUUAAUUAAAUAACGUAUCCCCAGUUUUAAUUACUGGAUUUGGACGUUGAAAUGCAAUUGCUCGAACAAACUGGUCUUAAAUUCACCGAUACCAUUUUUCUUAAACUAGAAGUGGGGUAGGUGUAACCUCUUAAAUCGGUUCCCACGGGCCGCUCCUGAGCUGAUUUCCAGUCAUGUCCUCCAUAUGUAAUUUUUAUAAAGUAAAGGUAAUAUUGUAUAUUAAAGGUCAAAUAAAGAUGUUCUUUAAGUGAAAAAUCUUGAUUUAUCCUUCAUUCACACACGGAUGACAACACAGUUCAAUGUUCUUCCUAUUUACAGAACAAAUUUGUCUUUUACUAUAACUGACAGUCUUCAGU